This is a messenger RNA of Dermatophagoides farinae (American house dust mite), 2199 nucleotides long. It is a transcript of the gene Nprl3, whose product is annotated as GATOR complex protein Nprl3. Lineage: Eukaryota; Metazoa; Arthropoda; Arachnida; Sarcoptiformes; Pyroglyphidae. Gene Ontology annotation, biological process: negative regulation of TORC1 signaling; cellular response to amino acid starvation; TORC1 signaling. Gene Ontology annotation, cellular component: GATOR1 complex. The record is from RefSeq and is a predicted model, not a curated record.
GACAAUUGUUAAACCUAUUUGUUUUUUUUCUGAUGACAAUUAUAUAAUGAUAAAAUAAUGAUGAUAAAUUCAGUGGAUGAUUUAUCACGAUUAAACGUAUCGGAUGAGACAACACCAUUGGGUGUAUUUCUUGUUAAAUCCGAUAGUACCGAAGAGAAAUUAUUGUUUCGUUUCCCGUAUGUGAUGAUUGAUGAACCGAUUCCAUCCAUACAAUAUAAUCAAAAUCAAUAUGCAUUGAUUAUACCACAGGAUAAUAAUAAUAUAACCAAUCUAAAUAAUCGUACGACGAAUAUUCUGAAUGAUUCAACAACAACACAACAACAAAGUUCACUAUUACCCGCAUAUACUGAAUUGACAAGUUCAUCCAUUUCAAUUGAUAAUAAUGAUAAAGUGGAGAUAACCAAAGUUAUCGGUCUUACAGAUUCAGCAUUUUCCAAUCUAUUUGGCGCUGUCAAACGUAAAUUAUGUGAUCAAAAAUUUGAACUUAAAGUAGAUAAUGUUCGUUUUGUUGGCCAUCCAAUGCUUGUGGAUAAACAUUGUUUUCAUAUUGUAUUUGCAUUGAAAGCUGAUGCUCAACAUGAUAUUGUUAAAUCAUAUCAUGAAUUAAGUCAACAUAUUGCCAUUUCAUUACGAUCGGAAGAGAAACGAUGUAAAUAUUUUACCAAACAAAGUAAGAUAAUGAUAUCAUGUCAUGAUGAGAUUAGUGUACCAUCGAUGGCCGGCGAUCAUCAUCAUCCAAGUGGUGAAAAUGCUAAACAAUCAUCGUCAACAACAGCACAACUUUCACCAUAUAAAUUAAUAUUGGAUAAAUGUCAAUUAGCCAAUGAAUUAAAGGAAAUAUUUUUACAAUUAUGUAACGAAGGAAUCGUACAGUUAAAAAUGAAUCAAUGGAUUAAUCUAAAUUUUUGUCUUCCACAAAAAGUACAUCGGCGAUUAAUGGAAUCACCAUUAGCACCACCGAUUACACCUGCUAACAUACAGUUAUGUUUGAAAAAACUACGUCCAUAUCAUACAUUCUUAUUGUUAAUUGAAAUGGAUUGUCUGCUACAAUCGUUACCGCAAGAUGUAUCACCAUCAUUCGUUCGUUUAAUUCGGGUAUCAAAUCCAUUGAAAAAUCUAUUGGAAUUAUCGGCCGAUGCCGAUAUUACAUUAUCACAAGUGUUCAAUAUUGUUGCCGAACUUGUAUAUUGGGGUAAAGCGACCAUAAUAUUUCCAUUAUGUGAAUCAAACCAUUAUAUGCUUCAUCCAUCGGCUUCGACAGCUAUCGAUUCUCGUUUCAUCGCUGAAUUUCAGCAACAAUUUCCCUGUGAAUCAUUAUUGCGAAUUAUGUCGAAAUUUUCGUUGGGCGUAUCGCUUAGUCAAUUUAAAAAUCCAAUGAAUAGUGCCGAUCAGGAAUGUAAAUUCGUGCGUAUGAUCGUAUGGAUGUUACGUAAACGGCUAUUACUUCAAUUACAUAUGUAUGUUUUAUUCCUUCCAUUAUCGAAUGAAUCACCAUCAUCAUCGUCAUCAUCAUCAUCGGUGACCAUCAACACUUCGUCGUCGUCGAUGAUGAUUAAUAAAGAUAAUCAUAAUAAUCGAUUAAUCCAUAAUAACGAACAACAGCAAACGGAACCGAUCCUAUUAUCCGAUCAAAUAUCGAUAACAAAUAGUAGUUCCUGUCCGACAAGUGAUACAUGUUCACCACCAUCAAUAGCUGCUAGUCCAAUUUCAUCAUCCAAUAUGAUGAUGACAGCAACAACAAUGCGAAUGGCUAUUAUAAAAGAAUUAAAUGAAACAUCACCAUCAUCUAUGAUGAAUGAUCAACAUUUAAAUUCGAAUCAACAACCACUGCCUCCACCACCACCACCAUCGUUAAUCGUUUCUAAUCCUUCCACAAUACCUUCGGAUACCAUUCCAAUCACUGAUCAAUCAUCAUUUAAAGAAUCAUCUGAAUUAAUAUUAAAAUCAAUAAGAUUAAAUGAUGAUGAAAUUCAACAGGUAUUAGCCGUACCAGCAGCCGAUAAUAUUGAUGAUAUACGUUUAUUUGCUAAAUUAGUACCAUAUUUUGAUGGACAUCAUCAUAUUGAAGAUAUUAUGUAUUAUGAAAAUCUUCGCCGUAGUCAUAUAAUAACAUUGAUUGAUAAAUUUCGUGAUGUACUCAUUGUUUGCCAUUAUGAAGAUACAACAGUGGCUGAAUUAUUACCAUAUAAUACAUUAUGA